GCGCUACCUGCAUCCUGUCCGAGCUGGCGGAGGGGAAACAGAUGACUCGUCUGGUGCGUUGAGGGUGAAACCUGCCGAUUGAAGCCUCCCGAGGAUUGAUUCAGAAACCAGAGACCUCUUAAAACACAAGAAAGAGCUUUAAUAAAAAGAUGCAGUGAUGCGAUUUACCUCCACAGACUGAGUCCAGAUCCACUAAACCAGUCCGGCGUUCCUUCCCAUAUAAACUCCAAUGACCCACCACUGCUGACUCUACCUUUUUUUUACGUUGACCAGUGGGCGGGGCCGGCCCUGCUCGGGGGGCGUGGUCAGACAUGGACAGCCGAUGCAGCAGCAGCGCCGAUUCGCGGCAGACAGGCAGGGUGGCUGUCAACACCACGCCCAUCUCUGUGAGGGUGGAGUCGUACGAAGCCGGGGAGAAGAAGUGCAUCUCGGACGUGAGGAGGACCUUCUGCCUCUUUGUCACCUUUGACCUCUUGUUCAUCACCUUGCUCUGGAUCAUAGAGCUCAAUGUGAAUGGCGGCAUUCAGAAGCAGCUGGAUAAAGAAGUCCUGCAUUAUGACUACCACGCAUCCUUCUUCGACAUUUUUCUCCUGGCUGUUUUCAGGUUCGCCUCUCUCAUCCUGGCCUAUGCCGUCUGUAAGCUUCGUCACUGGUGGGCCAUCGCGAUCACAACUGCAGUCAGCUGCGCUUUCUUGAUUGUGAAAGUCAUUUUAUCAAAGCUGCUCUCUCAGGGGGCCUUCGGCUACCUGCUGCCCAUCAUCUCCUUCGUGUUGGCCUGGAUAGAAACAUGGCUGCUUGACUUUAAGGUUCUGCCUCAGGAGGCCGAAGAUGAAAACAGAUAUCAGUCCAUCAUGGAUGCCACAGAGCGAGCUCCUCUCAUGUAUCCGGGUCCUUUAUCUGACGGACAGUUCUACUCUCCACCAGAGUCUGUGGCAGACUCCGACGAGGAACUGGAUGAUAAACAUGAUCCAGAAAAAGGGCUCAUUCAACAGGUGAUUUAACAGGAUUUCCACUUCUGAAGGUGAAGUUCUUCUUCUUCUGCUCCUGGCGUGCUACUGAGGGAAAACUCUGCCUUACACAUUCUGCUGUUUUAGUUUUUAAAUCUACAAAGAAGAAUUUGUUGAUCCACAAAUGCACCUCGGUUUUCUGGUUUUGGCCUUUUACAUGUACACCAGAAUUGGGGGGGAAAAGCCGCUAAAGAAAAAGAAGCAAUUUCGCAAUUGUGACUUAUUAAUUUUAAAAGAAAAUGCGUAUAAAGAACUCUGGACCUUUAAGGAGAAUUCAUAUAAAUGGAUAUUUCUUCACAAAAUUGCACAUUGUGUCUGAGACUUUCCAUAUGCGUGAAAAGAAUCAAACUGAGAUAAAUUUCAGUAUUCAAUAUAUUUAAUUUUACACACUUCACAAUUGUCUAUUUCUCCUCUAAGGUUUUACUGUCUUAUAUUACCAAUGACAUGUUUACUUGUAAUUUGUUCUGCAUUUUCACAUGCUUGGGACUGAAGUCACUGUUUAAGGAAAAUAAGCUCCAUAGACUCUCUAUAAAGAAGGAUUUUUUUUUUGGCCAGUAUUGAGUUCACGGACUGAAAGGAGGAAUAUUUACUGAGUUUAUAAAACAAUUUUUAGCUUGUUUGAUUGGAUCAAACUACACUCGGGAUUAUUCUAAAUAUAUGUGACUACUUCUGGGUCUUUAAAGAACACUGAAAGAACAUGCAUGGAACAUUGAAAUAAUAUUAAGAUUUGAAGAUUGCAAAGUAUUAUACUCUAAAAUGAGCCAUAAAUCUGCAGCUUUUAUAGAUGAAUAUCUGGAAAACUGCACUGUAUGAAUCUGCUUUAAAAAAGCUGCUGUGACGGAGGAAAAACAAACAGUCGUACUGUACAUAUCAUCAUGCAUGCCUUGCAAGCCCAGUGGUUUUGUUAUGAAAAGCUUGUGUGUAAAAUAGAAUUAUUAAAAUGUGAAGCCUUG
Messenger RNA from Thunnus maccoyii (southern bluefin tuna), 1960 nucleotides. RefSeq names its product STARD3 N-terminal like (gene stard3nl). The transcript has 9 exons. Lineage: Eukaryota; Metazoa; Chordata; Actinopteri; Scombriformes; Scombridae. The record is from RefSeq and is a predicted model, not a curated record. The coding region runs from base 312 to 1001 and encodes 229 amino acids.